CAAUUCAAAAUGAAGAGUUUCAUCAUCAUCAGUGCUUGUCUGUUGCAUGCCGCACUUGCUGCACCACAGUUGAUAAGUUUUAAGGAUGGCAAAGUGGGUGUCAACUUCUUCGGCUAUCAUGCUGAGGCUGGACUUGGUGGCCAAAAUUCGGCUAAUGGCUUAUUAGGUGGUCUGCACGCCUCUGCAGGCACACCAUGGGGUCAGAAUGCAGCUGCCGGUUUGGGUGGUAAUGUUAAUGGUGAGUAG
Molecule: messenger RNA, 246 nt
Organism: Musca vetustissima
Lineage: Eukaryota; Metazoa; Arthropoda; Insecta; Diptera; Muscidae
Exons: 2
Coding region: 10-246 (78 amino acids)
Source: RefSeq, a predicted model, not a curated record